Molecule: messenger RNA, 958 nt
Organism: Neolamprologus brichardi
Lineage: Eukaryota; Metazoa; Chordata; Actinopteri; Cichliformes; Cichlidae
Product: neurexophilin-1-like
Molecular function (GO): signaling receptor binding
Source: RefSeq, a predicted model, not a curated record
GAAGCAGCAGCACAGUGAAGGUUUCCAGUUGGGAGAGAGUUUAAAGAAAGUGUCUGUUUAGGAUAUCCAAAAGCUCACUUUGCCUGAAUGAAACGCAGCAGUGGAUGGCUCGUGAAGGUUAUGCACAAUGGAGACGUUUGGCUGUCAGUGCUUUGCUUGGAUACUUUUGAAAGGAACCAUAUGUCUGUUGGUUUUUGGACCACACCAGACACACAGCAACUUUACCUUCACCAAGAGAGCACCGCCUCAUCCCAGCAGGGCUCACGAGGCUUCUUCACAGCAGAAGAACUCUGUGCUUCAGUCCAGGAGUCUAACUCAGCACACCAAGCUGCCCCGUAACCCCUUCAUCCCUCUUUCAAAGCAGGGAUUUGGGGAAAUACUUGGAGGAAACUCACAGCCGCACUCCAACCCAUCAUUAAAGAUAAAGCUUCAGCCCAUCAUGAAAGUUCAUGGAACAUCUAAAUGGUCCGAGACCUUCAUCUGGGGGGACUUUUAUUCAAAUAUAAAGACAGUCAAACUGAAUUUGCUGAUAUUGGGGAAGAUUGUGGAUCAUGGGAACGGGUCUCUCGGCGUCUACUUCCGCCACAACUCCACGGGGGUAGGCAACGUGUCCGUCAGCCUCGUGCCACCGACGAAAGAGGUGGAGUUCGACUUGGAGCGCCAAAGCGUGAUCCACCCCAAGGAUUCAAAGACGUUCAACUGCAGAGUGGACUCCGAGAAAACCGAACGCAACAAGAAGGUGAUGCUGUGCAACUACGACCCAUCAAAGACAUGUGAUCAGGAGCACACCCAGAGCCACGUCACCUGGAUGUGCUCCAGACCUUUCCAGGUCAUCUGCAUCUACGUGUCUUUCUACAGCACAGACUACAGACUGGUUCAGAAAGUCUGCCCGGACUAUAGCCUGCAGAGUCCAGCCUACCUGCCUGCAGGUUAAAGGACACUGGAGAGUGAUGUCUCA